Pseudopodoces humilis (Tibetan ground-tit) is the source of this 3657-nucleotide messenger RNA. The record is from RefSeq and is a predicted model, not a curated record. NCBI's taxonomy places the organism in Eukaryota, Metazoa, Chordata, Aves, Passeriformes, Paridae.
AUGGGGGAGACCCCGGCACGGUGGAGAAGAGCCCCGGAGGCAGCGCAGGACUCCCGGGGGAUGGAGAGCACCGGGAUGCUUUUAUCCCGAAGCGCCGCUGCCGAGCUGGGACUCCCGGGCUACCCGGAGCCCGGCAAGCUGAGCUACGGCAUGGAGAAAGGAUGUCCCUGGAGGAGCUCCGAGGGAUGUUUGGGACCCGUCCGGGGCUGCCCCUACCCACCGGCCCCGCCGUGCCUGCGGGACGCCCUGUGCCGCCCCAAGGACGGAGCCGAGCUCCCCCCGCUGCUGCCCCCCAGGAACGGGCAGCCCAAGGCAGGCUGGGGGGAGCCCUGCAAGGAGCGCCCGGGGCCGCGCUGGGCCGAGGCCGUGCUGGCCCCGCUGGCCCUUUACAGUCACGCGUACCACCGCUACCCCCUGCCCGUGCCGGGGCUGGACACUCCGCGCCCCGGCACCGCCGGCAAGCCUCGCACCGCGGCGGGGGACACGGCCGGAGACCCCCCGGCUUUCCGUCACUGCCCCUUCCUCGUGGAGGCCAAGCACAGCCCCUUCCUGCUGUCCUCGCUGCUGCCCACCGGACCCCCGGCUGAGCCCCCGUUCGGCGGCCCGGGGACCGAGGGGCCGGGGCCGAUGGGGGACGGGCGGUUUCCCGGCCCGGACUGGCGUUUGGGCUCCUACGCGCCCGCCUGGGGACAGCCCCUCUACCUGGGGGUCCCGCCGAGGUGCAAGGCGGCUCUGACCCCCUUCGACGACUACUCCAGCUCAGGGAACAAGGAGUUCUACGGCAAGAAAGAGCCCGGGUUCCACUCCUCGACCAAGAACCACGCGGCGUCGCAGCUGCUGGGCAAGAGCCAAGCAGGGCAGGACAGAGACGGGGAGGGGGAGCCGGCGCUGCCGGAGCUGCCGGGAGCCCCGUGGAGGGAUGGCCGGGCGGGGGGCAGCUCGGCGGUGCCCGCUCCCCAUCCCCGCACGCCUCCCCCCAGCGCCAGCCACCCCGUCCUCCUCCUGCAGCGCGGCUCGGGGGGCUGCGGAGGGCCCUGGGUGGGCGCACGGCCCCACGGCGCCGAUUUUUCCAUGGACGCGGCGCCGGGCCGGCCCUCGGAGCCCAAAGAUGAGCGCCUGGGCUACCAAAGCGCCCAGCCCGGCUCGCCCCCGGCAUGCGGGGAGCCCAACCCGUCGCCUCUGCUGGCGGACGGGCACUACCCAGCGGCUCUGGCCAAGCCGGAGCCUCCCCCGGGCUGUCUGUGCCCCACCCCGGGCUGCGAUGGGUGCCCGGGGGUGGGCUGCGGGGUGCCCAACCCCUUCGAGCCCACCCUGGGCAUGGCCGGGGGGCGUUUUCCAUGCCCCCCCAGCAACCACACCAAGCUGAAGAAGACGUGGCUGACGCGGCACUCGGAGCAGUCGCUGCCUCGCUCCAAAGCUUCCCGGCGGGAUGGGGGUCCCGAGCCCCCCGGGGAGGGCAAGCGCUCGGCCAAACGCCCCCACGGCACCGCCGAUGGUCCCCGCGCUGCUGGCGAGGGCGCCGGGGCAGCCAAGAGGGGCACCAAGGCCACCGCGGGCCCGGGUGAUGGCACGGAGAGAGCGGGGGACACCGAGGAGAGGAGGAUGGAGCUGGGAGACGGAGAGCCGCCGAGGAGUGCGGGAGAGCCGUGGUGCCUGCAGGGCCUGCCCUGCACCGUGCUGCCCCCGAGCAUCCCCCGCUGCUGUGCCUGUGCCCCCCGCGCCGGGGGGGACCCCGAGGGAGAGGAGGAUGAGGAGGAGCCCCCCGAGAACACCUGCAGGCUGAUGCACUUCCGCAGGUUCGCCCUGGGUGACAACGGGGAGCUGAGCGUUGACGGCCUCUGCACCCUGGGGGAGGCCGAGGGGGAGCUAGAGCUGGGGGCCAGGAACGUGGGGAGCAGGAACGUGGGGAGCAGGAACGUGGGGAGCAGUCUCUGCCUGGCCAAGUACCUGCUGCAGGUCCUGGGGGACCCUUUCUGCGACGCCGUGCGCAGGGACAGGGACACGUGGCCGGGAGCCCCUGGCGGGCCCGAGGGGGUGACGGGCUGGAGGCGGGCGGAAGGAGCCCCCCGGCUCUGUGACGCCUGCCAGCGUGGCUUCUUCAACUCCCACUGGAGCUGCGCCAGAUGUGGCUUCCAGCUGUGCCCCGACUGCCACCGCAGCAGGAGGGAGGACGGUGGCCCUGGGGGUCCGGUGAUGCCACCCGAGUGCACCCCCGGGCGGGACCACCACGCGUCUUCCCUGGUCCCCACGCAGUUUGUCCCCACCUGUGUCCUGACGCGCCUCUGGAAGCUCCUGCACGAGGUCAGGGUCAAGUUUGGCAUCGAGUCCCACUGUCCCUGCGGGGAGGGGAGCCUGGCGGAGCCCCCGGGCAGGCAGGAGCCGCCGGGGGCCGCGGUGCCCACCCUGCCACCCCGCAGCCACGGCCCAGCCGACCCCGCCCGGCCCAUCAAGGAAGAGAGCCCCGAGGUGGGGCCGCCGUCCCCGGGGCAGCCCCCGGCGCGGGGGGGGGCCGUGCAGACCACCACCCUCUGCGACCUCCUGGCCUCCACCGCCGUGAAGCUGUGCCUGGGGCAGGACGGGGUGCGCAUGGCCUUCGCCCCCGUGGCACCUGCCCUGCCCAGCGACAAUCGCCUGACCAGCAUCCUGGACAGCAUCAUCGCCCGAGUGGUGGAGAAGAAGAUCCAGGAGAGGCAGGCGGGGGCCGAGCUGAGCCCCCCCAGCUCCCCGGACCCCCCCGCGUCCCACUGCGUCCUGGCCCCCAGCGGGCUGCUCUGGCUGCACGAUCCCGGCCACGCCAGCACCUACAAAGUGUUCCAGGAGCACUGGCGGCAGGGCCAGCCUGUCCUGGUUUCAGGGCUGCAGAAGAGGCUGGAGGGGCGGCUCUGGGCGCCCGAAUCCUUCCAGCCCUCGGGGGAGGAAGAGGAGGAGGUGGAGGCUGUGAACCUGCGGGCACCGCGGAGCCGAGUCCGCAUGAGCAGCCGGGAGUUUUGGGAUGGCUUUGCCGCCAGCACAGCGUCCCCGGAGCAGGAGCAGAGCAGCGGGGACCUGCUGCAGCUGGAGAGCGGCUUUGGGGACACGGAGCUGAGCCGGACCACCAACCUGCGGGCCAGCCUGCCCCUGCCCGAGUACUGCGGGGCCAGCGGCCGCCUCAACCUGGCCACCUACCUGCGGGGCCAGCGGGGCCAGCGGGGCCAGCGCUGGCUGCGCCCGCGACUCCGCGUGGCCUACGGAGUGCGUCCGCAGGAGCGGAACAUCGGGACCAAAAACCUGACGGUGGAAGCGGCCGAUUCCAUCAGCGUCCUGACCCACGCAGCGCCGGCAGCGCGGGAGGUGCUCCUGCCAGGGGACACGGAUGAGCUGGACGCGGCGCUGCGGGAGCGGCUGAGGGACAGCGGCCGGCCCGGGGUCCUGUGGCACAUCUUCCGUGCCGAGGAUGCCGGGCGGAUCCGGGAUUUCCUGCGGAAGGUGCAGAGCCUCAGCGGCACCAUCAGCGUGGAGCAGCAAUUCCUGUCCCCGGAGAGCGCCGUCCGCCUCCGCCACCUCGGCCCCGAGCCCGCCGGGACCCCGCGCCAGCUCCGCGCCCAGCUGGACGGGAUGAUCUUCGCCGCCGUGCGGGAGGCCCUGGGGGUCCUGCGGGGCUGCAAUUGAGGCCACGGA